Molecule: messenger RNA, 3129 nt
Organism: Uncinocarpus reesii 1704
Lineage: Eukaryota; Fungi; Ascomycota; Eurotiomycetes; Onygenales; Onygenaceae
Product: mitotic control protein dis3
Exons: 2
Coding region: 1-3129 (1042 amino acids)
Biological process (GO): rRNA catabolic process
Cellular component (GO): cytoplasmic exosome (RNase complex); nuclear exosome (RNase complex)
Molecular function (GO): RNA binding; endonuclease activity; 3'-5'-RNA exonuclease activity
Source: RefSeq, a predicted model, not a curated record
AUGAAAAGCUUACGGAGGAACCCCUCGUCUCACCCACACGCCGCCAAUGUUUCUAGCAAAGUCUUCGUGCGAACAACAAAAAGAGGAAAGGUUCAGAAAAUUGUACGAGAGCUUUAUCUAAGACAAGAUAUUCCAUGCUCGUCAAAGUUGUGCUCUUACUGCCUUUCAUAUGCUCCGACAGAUGCCAACGACAAUGUUACGCCGUUUGUCCUAUCUGAACGUCCGGCAGGUACAAAAGCAUUCCCAAGAGGACACUACCUGAUGCCCGAUACCAAUGCGCUCCUCAAUGGAAUGGACCUUUUUGAGCAGACGAGCGCGUUUUACGAUGUUAUUAUUUUACAGACAGUGUUGGAAGAGCUUAGGAACCAAUCUCCCCCCUUGUAUAAUCGGUUAAUAUCCUUGAUUCGAAGCGAAGAGAAACGAUAUUAUCUUUUUUUCAACGAGUUCCGACUAGAAACGCAUGUUCGUCGAGAGCCGGACGAGAGUAUAAAUGACCGCAAUGACAGGGCGGUGCGGACUGCGGCAAAAUGGUAUUCUGAGCAUCUGAGCGAGGUUUUGAAGAAAAGCAAGCAAAGCUACACAGUCCCAGCAAUUGUCGUUAUCACUGACGACAAAGAUAACAUAUUGAAAGCCAAAAAAGAGGGAGUUUCUGCUCUGUCAUUGUCAGAUUAUGUCUCUGGCCUCGAGGAUGCGGAUAGACUUUUGGACAUGGUUACUGCGUCCAGGUCGGCCCACGACGCAAAAGCCCAGAGAGGGCAACUGAUCUAUCCCGAAUACUAUUCCAUAUCAAAAUUCAUGACCGGUCUCCGUGCGGGAACUCUACAUCAAGGGACAUUCAACGUCUCUCCAUACAACUACCUCGAAGGGUCAGUUCAGGUAGCCGCGUUUGACAAGUCACUUCUUAUACUUGGGCGGGAGAAUAGUAAUCGAGCAAUUGCCGGAGAUUUAGUUGUCGUCGAGGUAUUACCGAAAGAUCAAUGGAAGUCUCCUUCCACAAAAAUCGUCGACGAAGAGGCGUUAACCAAGGACGAGAACCCGGAAUUUGAAGAAAACGAAGCUGUUGUGACGGAAAAGGAACGGAGAGCACUCCAAGAGGACGUUAGAAAGGCCCAUGGAACGAGCGCCGAAGGGAGAGCUCAGCCUACAGCUCGUGUGGUCGGGGUGAUUAAAAGAAACUGGCGCCAAUACGUAGGCAACAUCGAUGGAGGCUCAUUCAGUGCUGAAGCUUCUUCCGGACGCCGACAACAAACAGUCUUCGUGAUCCCUAUGGACAAGCGGGUUCCUAAGAUCAGGAUACGCACCCGACAGGCUAGUGAGCUGCUGGGUCAGCGCAUAUUAAUAACAAUUGAUUCGUGGGAUCGAGACUCCCGUUAUCCGACUGGCCAUUAUGUACGGUCCUUGGGUGAAUUGGAAACAAAGGCCGCGGAAACGGAAGCUCUUUUACUUGAAUACGACGUGCAAUACAAGCCAUUCUCACAAGCGGUUCUCAAUUGCCUUCCGCCAGAAGGCCAUGACUGGAAAGUUCCUGAGAGCCUGAACGAUCCCUUGUGGAAGGAUAGGAAAGACUUGAGAGAUUUGCUAGUCUGCAGCAUAGAUCCUCCGGGGUGCCAGGAUAUCGAUGAUGCGUUACACGCAAGACCGCUUCCUAAUGGCAAUUUUGAAGUCGGCGUCCACAUCGCUGACGUUUCUCACUUUGUCCGGCCUAAUAAUUCAAUGGAUACAGAAGCCAGUAUGAGAGGAACGACGGUAUACUUGGUUGAUAAACGUAUUGACAUGUUACCGAUGCUGCUCGGUACUGAUCUAUGCUCCCUAAAGCCGCACGUUGAACGUUUUGCGUUCUCAGUGAUAUGGGAGAUGACUCCUGACGCGGAGAUCGUGUCUGCAAAUUUUACCAAAUCUGUGAUAUUUUCUAAAGAAGCCUUUAGCUACGAACAAGCCCAAUUACGAAUUGACGACCAAUCUAAGAACGACGACCUCACUCAAGGCAUGCGCACCUUACUCCGCCUCUCCAAAACCCUGCGACAAAAACGCAUGGAUGCUGGAGCCCUCAACCUCGCUUCCCCAGAGGUUCGCAUUGAAGCCGAGUCCGAACUCAACGACCCCGUAGCCGAUGUAAAAACCAAAGCUCUCCUUGACACAAACAGUCUCGUUGAAGAGUUCAUGCUUCUCGCCAACAUCACCGUCGCCUCACGCAUUUACCAAGCAUUCCCACAAACCGCCCUCCUUCGUCGCCACGCCACACCUCCUCCACAAAACUUCGAACAACUAAUCGCUCAACUUUCCAAGAAGCGCGGAUUUUCACUCGACGUAUCUAGCUCCCUUGCCCUCGCAACCUCCCUAGACAAAUGCGUCGACCCGUCCAAUCCCUUCUUUAACACCUUGAUCCGUAUCCUUGCAACCCGUUGCAUGACAUCAGCCGAAUACUUCUGCGCCGGCGCCCAUGCAGAAACAGAAUUCCGGCAUUACGGCCUCGCUUCACCCAUCUACACGCAUUUCACUUCCCCCAUCCGUCGAUACGCCGAUCUAGUCGUCCAUCGCCAACUUGCCGCCGCCAUUGGGUACGAAGGACCAGGCGCGUCAGUGGGAGAAGGUCUUACGACUCGGAGUAGGUUAGAAGAUAUCUGCAAGAAUAUCAACCACCGGCACCGCAACGCGCAAUUCGCCGGCCGGGCCAGCAUAGAAUACUACGUCGGACAAGCGCUCAAGGCGCGGGGGGAGAUGGAAGCUACAAAGUCCGGGAGCGAGACCGGCGCGGCGGCGGGCGUGGAUGAGGAAGGGUAUGUGAUGCGCGUGUUUGACAAUGGGGUUGUGGUGUUUGUGCCGAGAUUUGGCAUCGAGGGUGUGGUUCGGCUGGAGGAUUUUUUGCUUCCAGGUCAGAAGGCGGAGGAGCUUGGGACUACUGGCGGGAAACAGAUUGCUGGGAUGAGGGAGAGUGAGUUUGAUCCCGACGAGUAUGCGUUGAGGGUGCGGGAGAGGCACCAGGAGAGGGAGGGUGGAAAGGCGGCAAAGGCCAGCGUCUUCGUUGAGUUGUUUGAGAAGGUCAAAGUCAAUGUCAGCUCUGUAAAAGAAGAAGGGGUUCGUGGAGCCGGAAAGCGGAGGGUGCGGAUUCUGGUUUUGGGAAAGGCGUGA